AUGUUAGUUAUACGAGCUCCUUUCCGAGAAUCCUUCAACCCGCUUGCAAUCUCGAGCACCAAAAAAGGAAUCGCAAAGCUAAAAACAAUCGUGUGCUUACCACCGAUAGGUUUAAAAGAUGAAUCCUUAGCGCCGUGGAUCCUUUGGAAUAUUUGGUUGUCCAGGAACAACAAAAUUUUCAAAGGAAGCUGUCUGAAUGAAUGGGGAACCCUGAGCUUAGCAAUCACGAGAGCGAGAGAAUGGAUCCAAGCGCAGGAAGAGAUCUCGACCCCAAUCCAAAGACCAAUCAGACCUUCAAGCGCAGAUAUCCUUGAGAAUUUCAUAAGAUGUCAAACAGAUGGUUCUUGGAGCAAAGAACACAGAGCAGGAGGAACAGGAUGGACUUUCCACAAUCAAGCUCUGGAGACGCUAAAUCAAGGAUCAAAAGCGUUUAAAAACAUAGCCUCGCCGCUAAUUGCAGAAGGUUUGGCUCUUCGUCAAGCCUUAGAUCUCGGAUUCGCAAGAUUGCAUGUCGCCUCAGACUCUCAGCAACUCAUAGCUGCCAUCAACUCGGAUUCCAUCCCCUCGGAAAUUUUCGGAAUCGUACAAGACAUUGCUCAUAUUUCCUUGUCUUUUAGCUCUAUAAUUUUCGGAUCAAUCCCUAGAGCUGCAAACUCUCUAGCGAAAAGAUCUCUUCAAAACUUUCUCUCGGGUGAGUAA
Microthlaspi erraticum is the source of this 699-nucleotide messenger RNA. NCBI's taxonomy places the organism in Eukaryota, Viridiplantae, Streptophyta, Magnoliopsida, Brassicales, Brassicaceae. The record is from the annotation of a GenBank genome assembly.